UCACGACGACAUCCGACAGGAGCAAAUGUGGGAGAUGCAGGCCCUGAACUCGGUCAAGCACGCUACCAAUGGAAGUUGCAAUGGUGCCAGCAACGGCCUUCUGAAUGGCUCCAGUGGAGGUGGCACAGGUGGAGGAGGAGGUGGAGGUGGCGGGGGUGGCGUCAAUUCGUGUUCUCCGACGUCCCUCAGCACCACCAAUGGCAACCUGACGACGACGGCGGCGACGCUGAAUGGCAAUGGCUGUGGUGCAGGUCUUAAUGGUGCCGAAAUGAUGCACUGCAAUGGCAACGGACUGGAAUCGAACGGCGUCGGUGGAUCAACGACGACAAACGGAACGACGACGACGACGUCCUCCUCCCAGGAUGGGCAGAAUGGAGGCCAUUUGCAUUCCCAUCAGCAACAGCAACAGCACCCACAACAAUCUCACUCAGCCCACCACCCACACCAUCAGCAUCAUCAUCAGCAACAGCAGCAGCACCAGAAUCCACAUCAGCAGUUCCUUUCUUCGGCCGCCGACGUCGUCUCCGCAGCAACCGAUAUGAGCAAUCUGAUGCCGGUGGACGUCAACAUGACAUCGGCUAAUCACUUUGUGAACUCCCUGCCAACUACCGACAUCGAAGCUCAGACGCUGGCUUUUGUGGAAUCGACGAACGCUUUCCUGCACCCGGCACUGCGAGGCGUUAAAGCUGUCAGCUUAGCCCGGAAACGACCGCUCCUGGGUGGCCCUCGGUCCAGCAUGAACCCGACCAAACGGACCGUAAUGACCCUGAUUGCCCGAGCCCGGACAGCCCAGGCCAUGCACGGUACCAGAGCUUCUGCCCCCAUCGGAGAGCCAAUCCAGGUGAUUACAUCGCCACUAAUCCUGCAGCCCCAGCUGGAUUUGCUUCAGAGUAACGGAUCCGGAAGCCAGAAGGAGAACAUCCUGCAGGGAGCUUAAAAUGGCGCUCGGGUCGGCCCGGUACGAUGGAUAUCAUCAUCAUCAUCAUCAUCCUCAUCGGUGUGAAUCGGAAACCCGCGCGGCCAGCACCUGGUUUUAGAAAGAUUAAUUGUUGGACGUUCAGUCGUUCGGUUGUGUUCUAAAGUAGGUAUCUGAAUCUACAUACAUGGAGAAGAGCACAACUUCGCGAAACUACAAGCGAUAGUAAUUAAGAACAGAGAGAAGAAAAAAAAAACCAGAAGCUCAACAGAAGAGAAACUCAGUACUUUUCUAACAACUACCGCUGUUAGAAUUCACCCAUAUUUACCAUACAACAAACCCAACAAACCACCAACCAAGAACAUUUAAAUAACUUCCGGGGAGCAAACACACCAUCAUUUUGGAAGACAAACGAGAGCAAACACUAGAGAAGCGAAAAAAACUCAUUAGAACCAUCACCCUUUAGUAAACCGGUAACCAGCCAGAGAGAAGAUCUUAAACGGAACUCUAGCUGACGCAAUGUAAAAUGCAGCGUUGUGGGCGAGAAUGAUAAAUGAACACUGCUUUCGAUGUGUUGAUUAAGUUAAGAGGUCAUGUUUUCUACCGUAAACCAUCAUUAGUAGUUGAAUUGGAGUCUAAAUAAUAUUGAAGCUUAAGCAAACCAGUACGAUAAACACUUUCUUCUGUGGAUCGCCACAAAAUAUUAAACAAAAAUGUCACUUAAAACAAAUGUAUUCGAUAAAUAAACGUCAAAGUUCAUCAAACCGUAGAUUGUCAAAUUUUAUCGUGAAACGAAAAAGCAAAAAAACACAUACUAACACACUUAAACUUAAAUUAUGAUAACUGAAUAAAUCUCCGUCAAACGAACGUUGUUAGAGCAAAUUUUAAACGAAAAUAAUUAAAUCUCACCCUAAAUGACCGUACACUAUUUCUUUUGCUAACUGUGUUUUCCAGAGGUUUCAAAGCAAAUUAAAACAAAAAUUAACAAAAUCCCCCAAUUGUAACGACACGUGUGUACAUCUUAAAUCAAAGAAAAAGUUAACCCUUAAACACGAGAAAUCACACCAUAAUUCAACACAACGAUUUAAUAGUAAAUAUUUAAACGUGCAUAUAUACAUAUUUAAAUAAAACACAAAGCAAACAAAUGAAAUAAGAAAAAUUAACAGAUUCGCACACAUUUGAAGAAGAAUAAUAAUUAUAGAUCAUUAACAACAAACACAACCACAACAACAAAACAAAAAAAACUACAUGAGAGCAGAAUAAACCAAAGCAAAUAUCACGAGUGAAUUCUUAUAAGAUAUAUUUAAAGUUGAACUAAUGACAUCUGAACAAAGAUCGGUUAUUGAGAAUGGAUUGAGCAGAGUAUAGAAAACAAUCAAUCACUCACUUUAAAAGUUAUAUUGAAGGAGAGAGUUUAAAUUUAAGUUUCCACUGUACUGUAACCAAUAGUCGAUUAUUUUCUACUAAACUCUAUUUGUUGAAAACGGAUAGUCCGAUUGAAUUGAUGAUAUUUUAGAGCGAACAACUUACCCGCGUAGAUUUUUGUAACAAACCAAAGUUGUAUUCUGUGCCGUUUUUUAUCAUCUUUAUAUCGAAUCGCUCAAAUCGAGUGUGCUAGACAUAACUCAUCGAAACUGGCACAUUGUAACGCAUGAUUGUUACGGUUGUUUGUUUAUUUUCCUACCGAUAUUCACCAAUGUUCAUCAUCGUUUUUUAUAUGAGCUGUUUUGAAAUGCAACCAAAAAAAAAUGAGAGGAAGAGAUGAGACGGAGAAAAAAAAACAAAUCAAACAAACAAGCCUGCAGUUGGGCCAAAAUUAAUUAACACAACCAACCAAUGGAAUCUUAACAAACAAAAAAAAACUCAAUAAAUGAAUCGUUUUUAUAUAAGUAAAACUAAACUGGAUGUAAACUAACCAAAGAUGGUCGUCGAAUGAUGCAGAUUAAUAAAAGUCACCUUUCCAAUUGAA
Molecule: messenger RNA, 2885 nt
Organism: Uranotaenia lowii
Lineage: Eukaryota; Metazoa; Arthropoda; Insecta; Diptera; Culicidae
Product: probable serine/threonine-protein kinase MARK-A
Exons: 6
Coding region: 26-937 (303 amino acids)
Source: RefSeq, a predicted model, not a curated record